Messenger RNA from Salvelinus fontinalis (brook trout), 5273 nucleotides. It is a transcript of the gene sox5, whose product is annotated as SRY-box transcription factor 5. The record is from RefSeq and is a predicted model, not a curated record. Gene Ontology annotation, biological process: cell fate commitment; positive regulation of chondrocyte differentiation; regulation of transcription by RNA polymerase II. Gene Ontology annotation, molecular function: DNA-binding transcription factor activity, RNA polymerase II-specific; RNA polymerase II cis-regulatory region sequence-specific DNA binding. Lineage: Eukaryota; Metazoa; Chordata; Actinopteri; Salmoniformes; Salmonidae. Gene Ontology annotation, cellular component: nucleus.
CAGGUCCAGGGGCAGCUGCCUCCGUUGAUGAUCCCAGUGUUCCCUCCAGACCAGAGGACUCUGGCUGUAGCUGCUGCCCAGCAAGGCUUCCUGCUGCCCCCCGGAUUCAACUACAAACCAGGCUGCAGUGACCCUUACCCUCUCCAGCUGGUCCCUACUACCAUGGCAGCAGCUGCUGCCGCGGCAACCCCAGGCCUAGGUCAACUACAGCUCCAGGGACGGAGAGGGUCUGAAGUGGGGAUCGACAGGACUAUUGAACAGUUUGGAGUAGACUCCAACUACAACAACCCAGCCUGGUGGUGCUUACAGCAGCUGUAUGCAGCUCAGCUGGCAGCGAUGCAGGUGUCUCCAGGGGCCAAACACAGCAGUAUGUCCCAGACCAACCUGAACACCCACUCUCCCACCAACACACACCAAGAGAAGAGCCGCAGCACCCCGCCGCCCAAACCCAAGGACGAGGGUGCUCAGCCCCUGAACCUGUCGUCCAAGCCUAAGACAGCAAGCGAGAGCAAGUCACCCACCUCCCCCGCUUCCCCACAGGUCCCCACCAUGAAGCUGGGCCACCAUAGCACCGGAUCCAUGAAACACAGCACAGCCCCCUCCAGCAUCGGAGGACCACCGUCCAGAGUCAACUCCAUAGACCUGCUGUCAUCCCUGUCCUCCGGGGGCUAUCUGAACGACCAUGAGGCUGUGACCAAGGCCUUCGCUGAGGCCAGGCAGAUGAAGGAGCAGCUGAUGAGAGAACAGCAGGUGUUGGACGCCAAGGUGGCCGCCGUCAACAACCUCAGCCUCAACAACGGGCGCUCCGACAAGGUCAGAUAUGACAAGGCAGCUCUGGAGAGUCUGAGCCACCAGCUGAAGCAGCAGUCAGAGGACAGAGAGAAGUUCAGCCACGCCAUGAUGGACUUCACCAUGAGUGGAGACUCAGAUGGCAGCCCCAGUGUGUCUGAUUCCAGGAUGUUCCGUGAGGCCCGGGGCCGAGGCAACAGCGAACCGCACAUUAAACGACCCAUGAAUGCUUUCAUGGUCUGGGCAAAGGAUGAGAGGAGGAAGAUUCUCCAGGCUUUCCCCGACAUGCACAACUCCAACAUCAGCAAAAUCCUCGGUUCUCGUUGGAAGUCCAUGACUAACCUGGAGAAGCAGCCGUACUACGAGGAGCAGGCCAGGCUGAGCAAGCAGCACCUGGAGAAGUACCCUGACUACAAGUACAAACCCCGGCCCAAACGAACCUGUCUGGUGGACGGGAAGAAGCUGAGGAUUGGAGAGUACAAGGCCAUUAUGAGGAACCGCCGGCAGGAGAUGAGACAGUACUUCACUGUGGGACAACAGGCCCAGCUGCCCUUGUCCUCGGCGGGCGUGGUGUACCCAGGUGCCCUCUCCAUGGCAGGCUUGCCCUCCCCCCAGAUGCCCUCGGAGCACUCCUCACUGUCCAGUAGCCCCGAGCCCGCCGCCCCACCCCUCCAGACCCCCUACCAUCCCAGCCUCAAGGGAGACGAGACCCGAGUCAAACAGGAGGCUCUGCGAUUGGACGACAGUAACGGUGAUGCGUACGAUGACUUUGAUUAUGAGGACGAGGAGGGAGAUUAUGGAAGCGAUAACGACAACCACCAAUAAUCUGGAAGCAGAGCCAAUCAGAAUCAGAUACCCAGCUUCUUGCUGCAAACACCCCCGUCUGUCCACCAAUCCUGAGAGACUAUCCGUCCCUUAUAUCCAAUCGCAUUCAAUGUCACAAACCUCGCCCUCCUUUACCACUCAACCAACAAGGACUCUGGGACCUCAGAGCCAAGCCCCUCCCAUUGGAAUCUCGAUACCAGCAACCGACCAAUCAAAUCAAGCACAGGACCUGUCACUCACACUGACUGUUACACAGACUGGAGUCUAGGAGGAGACGAGUUGAUUGCCGUGACUUCUGCUGAGUACUACACAGUACUACAGCGGACUAACAAAGUACUACGAAGUACUACAGAGUACUAGAGUAUUACUGCUGUGUACGCCAUAGAGGCAAGAUGAGAUACACAUUAUGUCAUGAGUAAGCUACGAUAUGAGGAGAAAACACAGAAAAAACAACCUUUCAGACCAGUUUGACUUCAAAGAGACAUUUUUUUUUAAACAGCAGGCCUGUCAGUUGAUUAAAGAUACACUUUAAAAUGGCCGACCUGUUUGUUUAUAAAAGAGACACUUUUAAAACAGCUUUUUUUCUUCUUGGUUCUAUGAUAUUCUCACUCAGGUACACGGUGCCAACAAGUGGCUUGUGAAUGUGAUUUGUUGUUUUUGUGCUACAGUUUUAAUAAUAGAUACAAAAUAGACAUUUUUCCCUUUUCAUUGUAAAGCACCUGACAGAAGUCAAAGCAAAACUUUUAUUUAGAAUUAUUCUUCUUUCUUCAACUCUGCAGUGUACUGUCAGCAGAUAUCCUCCCUCUGUGUGUGUGACUCCCCUUAUGAGAGUCAAAAUGGGAAAGUCCAGUCAAGGCCACCGCCAUGUGUUGGACAGUGAGGACCGGCUCACUUCAGGGGACUGUGGGGGGGACCUCAGUCUCUCAUCAUGGGUCAGCUUGGACAGUACUGUGUAAUGAGACAAUCUCCCACCAACCCUCUUCUCUCCUUUUACACUCUCGUUCUUUUAGGUUUUCUUUGGCUUUCCUUUUUAUUCUGAUCAUGAGGACUUUGGGUCUUUGGAAGGUACAAACAAGGGUUUAUUUUAGAUAUGAAACACCCCCUUGAAAGUGUGUGUAAGCAAGCUCGCUGUGCAUGUGUGUGUGUGUGUUUAGUCUGUGUGAGCUGGUUUAGUCAUCACUAGGCACUAGAUCCCAGAACUCUGUCCCUUUCCAAGACAAACAGAAACACUGGAGUUUCCCCUGUGAGCCCCCAGUACUUCAGUAUCCUGGUGUAUAGAGACAGAGAAAGCCCUAUUCCUGGUGUACAGAGACAGAGAAAGCCCUAUGACUCUCUUGUACACUCACACACACAUCCCCAAGCCCCAGUUCCCCAAUCGAAACCCCAUAACAACUCUACUCCGCUGCCAACUGAUCCAGCCAGCACCACAAGCCAACAACUCUUACCCACAACCCAAACCCUCUCAUAGUACUCCCAUCUGAUAUCACACAAAAUUGGUGUGUAUUUUGUUCUAGAAGUUUGGUGUGUUCCUGCGGGCUUCUACUGGUAGUUUUGAGUAUUUGCUGUCUGUCCCCGUUCUGUCCCUCUCUCUGAGAGUUCCCCUCUAUGUCCCCCUGUGUCUUACUCUGUCCCCGUCCGUGUCCCCAAAACACGUCAUUCUGCUGUUCUUAUUGGGAGGAGCUGAUCGUUAUAUCAGCACGUCAGUGUUUCCUUUGUAUUUGAAUACUGUAUUUUAUCAUUUUUAUUCAAACUGCCUCUAGUGUAAUAAUAUUAUUAACAAUAAUUAUAAUGAUGGUCAGCGUUUCUUUAAAUUUAAGUAAGUUAUGUACAGUAUAAUUUAUUUUGGCCUCUCUUGGGUUUAUUAUGACCAAUAUGAAACUUCUUCGGUCAAUGAAGCAUUAUUAUAUUUAGCUGGUUUAGAGUAUUUACAUCUAAUGUUGUCCUUUAACUUUUUACUUUAUUUGCAAUUUACAUUCUUUGGUUUCUGUUUUUAUUUGUUCUGUUUGUUUAGUAUUAAUCCUAUAUGGACGCUGUGUGAGGAGGUGGAGCGACACGGACGGCAGCCAACGAACGGCUGUCGUUCUUCGUGAAGGAGACUGGACUUUCUAUUCACUAACUCUCUCCCCAUCUGCGUCCCUCAUCUUGACAACGUAACCCUUUUAUGUCCAAACCCAUUUCUAAAAGCACUCGGACUCUGUGUGGUCAGAGAAAAGAAGGUGAUUUUUUUUCUUCGUAAUGGUUAAUGUAUAAUGUGAAGUUUCUACUUUCUUUCUUUUUAUGAAGAUAAAAGAAAACGGUUAUAUUAUUCUAUUCUAUUCUGUUUCCUCUGAACAAAGGAGCGAGGCUCUCGUUUACUAGGGUUGCUAUUUUCACUGAGAUGCCGUGGAACAUCGUUGAUGCUGGCGGACACAGAGACACACAGACACAGAGACACACAGACACACAGACACAGAGACACAGAGACACACAGACACACAGACACAGCAGACACACACAAAUUAUUAGCAGACACAGUUGGGCAAAAUUCUAAUAACGCGAUCAGGAUUUUGAUCAAAUUAGGACAUGAUCAGAACACACACACACACACACACACACACACACACACACACACACCGCACAUUUGUGACCCAUAGGAAAAUCAGUGUUUACUUUGCCUAUCCAACAAUGUUCUACAGCAUAACCUGACAUUUAGUAAGAUGACCUGUCAUAUCUAUGUGACUCCAGAACUCUGGGGACUUUACUUUGUUUUAGCUCCACACUAUGACCUAGCCAUUAGCCAUGUCCACUCACUCUACAGGUGUGCUGCCAGAUAGUGUUCCCAAGCCCAGUCAUGCUUGCUGUAGAUGUUUACUCUUACACAAUCAAUCACAACCAUGCCUAUUGCCAGAUAGUGAGCCUCACAGUCAAUCAUACUUGGCCAUAUAGACAACCUCACAAUCAGGCCAUGGUGAGACCUAAUGCUGGAGAAAGGGUGUCCUGUAUUCUGGCUGGAAGCUGUAGGUUAGAUAAGUAGGCUAGGCAGUGUGGGGAAAGGGAGGGGGUUCAAUCAUCCCAGCUUCCUAGGUCUGCCACAUACUGAGGUAUUAUACUGUACUUAGGGCCAGGAGUUUUGUGACCUGACCAUGUGACCUGACCAGGACAAACACUUGGCUCUAGUUAUACUAAUGAAUAGAGUCCAACGUUUUUCACGAGCAGGUUGACAGGAUGAUAGGCCCUAGUGAUGUUGGGUGACACAGCGACGAUGAUGACCAUGAUCGUGAUGAAGAUGACGAGAAUAAUAAUGAAGACAAUCAAACGUCACGAGUGGGGCUCAAAACAAAGUCAGAGUUAGUCAAAAAAGAAACACGUAUCUAACCAACUUGACAAAUGGAGAAAGAUAAUUAUGUACAUAUAACAUAGAGUUAUAGAUUUAUAUUUUGUUCAUAACACAGUGUAAUAUAAGUUGUAUAUUUCUUUUUCUCUUUUAUUGAUGUUAUUCAUGCUACAAUAAAAGCAGGAGUUGAUGUACUCUUACAACAAAAAGAAGAAAAAUGACAAAUAAACAAAGGAAACAAAAAAAGAGAGGCCGUGGGCUUGCCAUGCACCAUCUGCUCCGAGUUCACUUUUUUCAGUAUUAUUGCCAGGUAAGGCUUUAAUAAAAACAGCGAUGUGUUCUGUAA